CGUUCGUGACAGACAUACACCAAGGAGGCACUGAUUUUUCUUAUGAUGCGAAAAUAGGCUUCCACGGUUAAGUUAUGCUAAAAAUAUUCAGUGCAUUUUUUAUAUUAAAAAACGGAAGCCAUAAGCAUCUGGAGUUUCAUUUCAUACACAUUCAUGCACGGUUAGGAGUGCGUCUCUUGUGAAGUUGUUUGUGUUUUUUGUGGGAGUUCUACCCCCAGUACAGCAGGUGGCGCCGGCGUAACCGAACGUUAGAAACCCCGCGGCGUCACGUGACACGAUAACGCCUUUUUGAAACACGAAGGCGAGCGAAACUUGCGUAAUGUAAAAGAAUAUGAUAUAGCUCAAAAGUAUAGCUUUUUGUUCGGUUCUGCGAUUACGUGUGUGCUACCGGCAAGUAUAGAUAUUAAAUGGAAGCGCUGUACUUUAGUUCGUCCUGAUAAAAAAAGCGGUAAAACUGCAAGACCGUUCAUGUCAUCCAGCAAAGCAGCUUCGGUCGCUCGUGAAGAUGGCGAGCCCGCUGCUGGAGUACGAGACGGAGAUGUUUCUGAGUUUGUUCAGCUCGGACGGCUUGCUGGUCACAGCCGAGGGGCUCGGGGUCGACCGUAUUCUCUUACACUUCAUGAGAGUCUAUUCGGAGGAGGGCAGUCUGGUGCUCCUGUUAAACACGACCACUCCUGAACAGGAGUAUUUUACAGAGCAGCUCCGCGCUGAAGGAGUAAGCCAUCUUCCCCAGACUGUGACCAGCGAUGUGCAUAAUAAUGAAAGAUAUAACGUGUACACUAAAGGAGGAGUUCUCUUUGUGACCAGCCGCAUCCUAGUGGUGGACUUCCUCACCGACCGAAUUCCUGCUAACCUCAUAACAGGAAUCCUGGUGUAUCGUGCGCAUAAGAUCAUUGAGUCUUGUCAGGAGGCUUUCAUUCUGAGACUUUAUCGGCAGAAAAACAAGACCGGGUUCAUCAAGGCCUUUACGGACAAGGCCACGUCCUUCUCUUCUGGCUUCUGUAAAGUCGAGCGUGUCAUGAGAAACCUGUUUGUGAAGAAGCUCUUUCUUUGGCCAAGAUUUCAAGCAUCAGUGAACACAACGCUGGACAAACACAAGCCGGAUGUGGUGGAGCUCCAUGUGUCUCUGACUCCAGCGAUGAGAGCCAUUCAGAGCUCUAUCCUGGACAUCAUGAACGCCUGCUUGAAAGAGCUGAAGCGCUACAAUCCCACUCUGGAAGCAGAAGACCUCUCUCUGGAGAACAGCCUGGGCACUUCCUUUGAAAAAACAAUUCGCCAUUAUCUUGACCCAUUGUGGCAUCAGCUGGGGUCCAGGACCAAAUCUCUCGUUCAGGACCUAAAGAUUUUAAGAACCCUUCUUCUCUACCUCACGCAGUACGACUGUGUCACCUUCCUCAAUCUGCUAGAGUCUUUAAGAACCAGCCAGAAAAGCUUCGGUAGCAAUUCAGGCUUUUUUUUUUUUUUUUUUUUNACUUCAAUGUUUGUAAAUGCUCGCAGCCGCGUGUAUUGCAUGCGAGAGUCAAAGAAGAAACUAAAAGUUGGAGAGAACGACCAGAAACGAAGUGCUCUAGGCCCUCCGAUAAGAGAGCUCGUGCUUGAGAAAAAUCCAAAGUGGGAAGCGUUAACAGAGGUGCUACAAGAGAUUGAGAAAGAAAACAGCAGCUCCGAGCGUGAACCAGGCCGUGUGUUGAUUUGCGCCAGUGAUGACAGAACAUGUGCUCAGCUGAAGGAAUAUAUCCAAAAAGGAGCAGAGCACCUACUGAAUCGCCUUUAUUCACGCACCAUUGGAAAAGAAGAUCCUCAGCCUGAUUUACUGAAGCUUGACAAAGGCUGGAGCAAGAAGGCCUCCGCUAAGAGCAAAGGGAAAAACGGGCGGCCAAAAAAAAAACAAACCGCCUCAAAGAAACCAACAAAGAAUGACAGACCUUCAAGAGUCUCUCAGAUGGAGAGGCAGGAAGACGGAGCUGAAAAGGACCUAAUUGGAAACAGUGGAGAUGAAGGAAGUUUGGCUGAAGAGGAGGAGGAGGAGGAAGAAGAAGAGAUUCUUCUUGAUAUUUCUUCCGAUGACUACUACGGAAUCCUUAAAGAGCCGUUGACUGUCAUUCACCCUUUGAAGGGAUGCAGCGACCCCUACAGUUUGACGCGGGUGUUGCACGAAGUCGACCCCAUGUUUGUUGUUUUGUAUGAUGCAGAACUCAGUUUUGUGCGGCAACUUGAGAUUUAUAAAGCCAGCAGGCCAGGAAAACCUCUCCGUGUAUAUUUUCUUAUAUAUGGAGGCUCGACAGAAGAACAGAGGUAUCUUACAGUCUUGAGCAAGGAAAAACAAGCAUUUGAGUACCUCAUAAGGGAAAAGGCCAGCAUGGUCGUUCCAGAAGAGAGAGAGGGUAGGGAAGACACCAACCUAGAUCUUGUCCGCAGUCAGGAACCUGCCAGUGCCGCCACCAACACCCGCAAAGCAGGGGGCCGUGAAGAUGUUAAAGAGCCUCAGCGAAUCAUAGUUGACAUGCGGGAGUUCCGCAGUGAGCUUCCUUCCCUCCUGCAUCAACGGGGUCUCGACAUUGAGCCCAUCACCUUAGAGGUCGGCGACUACAUAUUGACUUCAGAGAUCUGCGUGGAGCGCAAAAGCGUCAGCGAUCUCAUUGGGUCACUACAAAGCGGGCGUCUCUACACACAGUGCCUCUCUAUGACUCGAUUCUAUCGCCGUCCGGUGCUGCUUAUCGAGUUUGACCCCGCCAAGCCUUUCUCCCUCGUGGCCCGCAGUGAUUUUCGUCAGGAGAUUUCUGCCAGCGACGUCACAUCUAAACUGACCCUCCUCACCCUCCAUUUCCCCCGCCUGAGGCUGCUCUGGUGCCCGUCUCCCUACGUGACGGCAGAGCUGUUUCAGGAGCUCAAACGCGGCCGCCCGGAGCCCGACGCCGCCACAGCUCAGGCCGUUACUGCCGAAUCAGAGACGGUGACGGAGUCAGCAGACCUGUACAACCCCGGACCUCACGACUUCUUGCUCCGCAUGCCUGGAGUCAAUGUGAAAAACUUCAAGAGCCUUGUAAAACACGCUUCCUGUCUGGCCGAUCUUCUAACAUUUAGUCAGGAAAAGCUCAGUGAGAUCUUGGCCAGUGGUAGCAAUGCCAGGCAGCUUUACGAAUUCCUACACAAUCCUAUGGAUGUGGUGCCUGUUCAGAAAAACAAGCAGACAUUGUAAAGAUGAAAAGUAUUGGCGUCGUAAUCUCAGGUUUGGUAAUUGUUCCUUGUCAAAAGGGAUCGGUGUUCAUAUUUAUUAGGAAAUGUUUGUAUUAAAUGCAGUGAGUGAAUUAUUAUAUUUAUGAAUAUUUAAAGGGAUAAUUCACCCAAAUCUGUCAUUUAACUACUAACCUUCAUGUCAUUCCAAACCUUCGUUUAUCGUUGGAACACAAAUUUCUUGAUGAAUUCUAAGAGCUCUCUGACCCUCCCAUAAACAGCAUAGAUCCUAACACAAUCAACUGUAAUUUCACAAAGCUAUGAGAAUACUUUUUGUGUACAAAGAAAACAAAAAUAAUAACAUUUUCUAAUUUUUAUGGUGCCAUUUUUGAAGAGUAACACAUACGUAAUAAACGCAUGCAAUGUUAUGUAUACCACGAAUACAUUGUUUGCGUAUGCGAUACUCUCCAAAAUGGUGCUAUAAAAAGGAGCAAAAGAUUAAUUGUUGAAUAAAGGGGUUUUUUGUGUGCGUAUAAAGUAUUCUUACGGUUGUCAUACCACUGAUGUCAUAUGGAUUAAUUGAACAAGGUUCUUACUACCUUUCUGGACCUUGAUGUUAGGAUCAAUGUUGUCUGUGGAAGGGGUCAGAAAGCCCUCGGAAAUCAUCAGAAGUGUUUUAAUUCGUGUUCCAAAAAUGAAUGCUGGUCCUCGAGCUUAGCAACGACAUGAGGAUGAGUAAUUAACGACAGUGUUUUCCUUUUUGGGUGAAGUAUUCCUUUAAAUACCUUGUUUGUUAGAAUCUAACUUUGCGGUUUGUAAUGAAUUGCAACAUUGCUGUGUAUUGUGGAAAUUUAAAUGCACUUGCUUAUUUUAAUAUUUAAUAUUUUCAUGGCCAAAUUCCACUCUUAAAAAAAUUCAUGAAUAAAAUAAAUUAUUUCUCUAA
Messenger RNA from Puntigrus tetrazona (Sumatra barb), 4117 nucleotides. Its product is annotated as DNA repair endonuclease XPF-like. The coding region runs from base 506 to 3199 and encodes 897 amino acids. The record is from RefSeq and is a predicted model, not a curated record. Gene Ontology annotation, biological process: nucleotide-excision repair involved in interstrand cross-link repair; resolution of meiotic recombination intermediates; double-strand break repair via homologous recombination. Gene Ontology annotation, molecular function: damaged DNA binding; single-stranded DNA binding; single-stranded DNA endonuclease activity. Lineage: Eukaryota; Metazoa; Chordata; Actinopteri; Cypriniformes; Cyprinidae. Gene Ontology annotation, cellular component: nucleotide-excision repair factor 1 complex. The transcript is spliced from 11 exons.